Pungitius pungitius (ninespine stickleback) is the source of this 3493-nucleotide messenger RNA. RefSeq names its product sphingomyelin phosphodiesterase 4 (gene smpd4). The transcript is spliced from 20 exons. The coding region runs from base 293 to 2764 and encodes 823 amino acids. NCBI's taxonomy places the organism in Eukaryota, Metazoa, Chordata, Actinopteri, Perciformes, Gasterosteidae. The record is from RefSeq and is a predicted model, not a curated record. Gene Ontology annotation, molecular function: sphingomyelin phosphodiesterase D activity. Gene Ontology annotation, biological process: sphingomyelin catabolic process; ceramide biosynthetic process; glycerophospholipid catabolic process.
GCGUUGGAAGAUUUACCAAUUGAUACCACAGAAGAAGAAGUGCAAGAGCGUUUCCGGUUUGAACCGUUUUGAACCGCACCGAUGGAUUCUAUUCGCGACUGAUGGGAGAGUAGCGGAUAUUUUAUAUUCCUUUCAGCGGACAAAGCAUCCAGGUGUGUGAAUGAUCAGCCGGUUUGUCCUGUGAGAAGCUAAGCGCCAGCCAGCUAAGCCCGGUGCUAUAUGUAGUUGAAUAGUUUAGAGGCUCCCCGUGUUUAUCAUUGGGAUCCAAGCGGACCGUCAACAGGACAUAAACAUGGCUGCUCCGACUCUACAGCAGCCCAGUUUCCUGCUGGUAAACCUGAAAAGCGAUUCCACCACCAAACCCCUCCUCCAGCGAUGCCAAGAUCUGGUGAAGAUCAUCGACGAGUAUCCUGCAAAGGAGCUGCACCUCAUCCUGCCCUGGCUGGUGGAGAGCGUGUUCGGCAGUCUGGACGGCUGCACCGCCGGCUGGAACCUGCGGCUCCUUCACGCGCGGAGCAACGAGUACAACGUCGUUCUGGAGUUUCUGAACCCCAGCGGACCAAUGAUGAAGCUUGUGUAUAAACUUCAAGCAGAAGAGUACAAAUAUGAAAUACCCGUCAAUUAUCUCCCAGGUCCUGUUAAGGUCUGCAUUCAGCAGGGGAUCCUCCCAGAAUGCCCUCUGUUCCACAACAAGCUGCAGUUCCCCCUCUCUGGUCUGCUGACUCUGAACCUGGCUCUCAAUCCUUUUGAGUUCUUCAUGUUCCAUUUUGCCUCCUGUCUCAUCACGCCAAAGAGCUUCCCUCAAGGCGCCCACGUGAGCUCCUCUGACAGCGCCUACUUCGUGCUGGUGGACACGUACCUGAAGUACUUCCUGCCCAGCGAAGGAAGCGUUCCGCCCUCCCCCUUCUCUGACUCCAGAGGCUCCGUCACUGCUCCGUCACCCAGAUCUUCCAGCGUGUCUUUCGCUGGUUACGGCGUCCACAGCCCGAGUCUCCUGAAGCACCACAUAUUCCACCAACCGUCUGUCAACGCCGACCCGGCUGCUCAGGAAAUCUGGAGGUCGGAGACGCUGCUGCAGAUGUUUGUGGAGAUCUGGCUCCAUCACUACUCCUUAGAGAUGUACCAGAAGCUGCAGUCUCCUCAGGUAAAGCUGGCGCUGCUGCAGUACCGCCUCAGCAUGUCCAGCAUGCCGAGUCAACCCUUCGCCCCACCAGGCUCUGGGACCCUCCACACCUACCAAGAGCCGUUCAGCCCGACGGAGGAGCACGUCCUGGUGGUGCGCCUCCUGGUCAAACACCUGCACGCCUUCUCCAACAGCCUGAAGCCCGAGACGCUGUCCUCCUCCUCGCCCUCCGCCCACUCGCACGCCCACACCAGCCCGCUGGAGGAGUUCAAGAGGGUGGUGGUGCAGCGUUUCGUCCAACAGAAACUCUACUUGUUCCUGCAGCACUGCUUCAGUCACUGGCCUCUGGACGCCUCGUUCAGAGCGGUGCUGGAGACCUGGCUGAGCUACAUUCAGCCGUGGAGAUACACCGGGGAGAAGAUCAGCGCUCAGCCGGAGCAGAACAGAACCGUACCCGACAAGUGGGAGCCCUUUGUCCAGGAGAACCUGCUGAUGUACACCAAGCUCUUCCAGGUGCUGCUCAACAGAGCCGUGAGGACGGACCUGGUUAACGCCAAAAACGCGCUGAUGAUCUUCAGGGUGGCCAAAGUGUUCUCUCAGCCCAACCUCGGCGAGAUGAUCCAGAAAGGCGAGCAGCUGUUCCUGGAGCCGGAGCACGUCCUCCAACACCGGCAGCCCCGUGGCUACCUCACGCCGGGCCAAGGCGGCAGCUUCCUGUCGUCGCGGCAACGUGCGGCGACCGACCUGGUGUUCCGGGUGAAGAGCCACGUGUACGCCCUGGAGGGCCAGGACUGCCAGUACAAGCAGAUGUUUGGCUGCGAGCUCAGAGGGGCGGUCAUGAAGCUGAUCCAGAUCAUCGCACAGGCCCGGCAGACGGCCAAGAGGAUUUCUGAUCACUCCGGAGAGGCAGCAGCCAGCAGCUCGUUCCUCUCCUGGUUCGGAAUGGGAACCCCCGACCUCAACAGCACCUUCUGCGGGGCCGAGCCAGAGGAGAGCGGCGAGUGUCUGAAGAAGACCCACGAGUUCCUGGACCGGGCUUUGGAGAACCUGUGUCAGAUUUUCAAGCUGAAUCAGGGUCAGCUGGCUCAGCUCAUCUCCAACGUCGGCUCCUCGCAGGACGACGGCCACUGCAAGCAGCUGCCGGACUGCAUCCAAGGAGAGAACGGACUCAUCCUCACGGACCUGGGCAGGAAGCAGAUCAUAAGCGGACUGCGCAGGUUCGACAUUCAGUAUCAAGGAGACCCGGAGCUGCAGCCCAUUAGGAGCUACGAGAAUGCCCUGCUGGUCCGGCUCUUCUACCAGAUCUCUUCUUUGCUCAAUGAGAGGUUCGGUGGUCACAUGAACGCACUCUGCUCCCGGCCGGACCUCCUGGGGCGGCUGGGCCGCCACUUCCUGGCGGCGGAUCCCGGCUCCUCGGGCAGGAGCCCGGUUCCUCGGCCCCCGUCGGGGGGGAACCGGAGGCCUCGCCUCAGCCUGCGUCCGCUGGCCAGCUACCGGACGCUGCUGCUGCUGCUGCUCGCCUACGGCGCAGGGGCCGCGCUGGCUUUAGGCCCCGCCUCCUGCACCCUGCUGCUCCUGGUGGGGGGGCUCCUGUACGGACUCCUCGUGGCGCUGCUUGGAGACAAGCUGAAAACGCACUAGCAGAGCAGACGGAAAUAAACAUUUAAAACAUCCACACAAGGAAUUUGAUUCAAGUUUAGAAGGUUUGCAACAAACUAAUAUCACUUUUACCAAUUAGUUUUUAUGAAUAAUUAGUUUUUGACCAAAUAAUGUCAACGUUGACAAAACAUAUUUAACGUUCUCUGAUGUUCAUUUUUGAAACAUGAACCUGACAAUGUUUUUUUGUUUUUUUUACCUAAAACUCUAAAAAUGAUUAAUCAAUGGUGAAUAAAGUUCCAUAAUUAACUGACCAAUUGCUGAUGCCUUGUUCCCACGAGGUCAAAGGUCAGAGUGGAAUACUCCUUUAAACUUUGCUCGUCAUCAUUAACCAUGUAAAUAAAUACUUAACCUGAAGCUUUUGAUUCUUCUUCCAGCAGAGCAUGAAGACACAUGACAGCCAAAACCUUUUUAUUCCCAGAGACGCAAUAAAGCGUUUGCACUUAGUUGUAGUUCUAAUGUAAUUUAUUUUUUAAUUUCAUGAUGAAUCUCAUUGUGACCUCAUGACAUUAAUGUUGAAUAAACAUUAAUAAAGUAGGAACAGUAUGAGGAUGAAUCACAGAACCAAUCAAUGGUUUUUCUUCAUUUUUAUUGUAGAUUAAUAUGGUAGACGUCACAUUACAUCACAUGUCAUUUAUCUGAGGCUUUCAUCCAAAGCGACUUACAAUAUAUGUUUCAACAAACCCAGAAGAACAAGAAACAAAGUGCAAUUUC